Molecule: messenger RNA, 2402 nt
Organism: Meriones unguiculatus (Mongolian gerbil)
Lineage: Eukaryota; Metazoa; Chordata; Mammalia; Rodentia; Muridae
Gene: Psmb11
Product: proteasome subunit beta 11
Exons: 3
Coding region: 1142-2167 (341 amino acids)
Cellular component (GO): proteasome core complex
Molecular function (GO): threonine-type endopeptidase activity
Source: RefSeq, a predicted model, not a curated record
GCCGAGGAACGCUAAACGAUAGCGGAAACAAACAAACAAAAACAGCUAAAUGGAUAAGACUGGCAUUUUUACUUUGAGCGUACAAUCAUUACGGAGUAACUUCAAAUUCUUAAAGAGUGGUUGGAACGUUCCCGAUGAGUGACGGAGCACCUCCAUUCUACUUCAAAGGAGAUGAAGGGCAUCAAAGAACCUGCAUAUGGACUUUGCUUCAAAUGUGGCAAAGCUAGCCACUGGGUAAAACAGCAUCUUUGCCUCAACUGCUGAUAGCAUGCUGUCCAAGUCGACAUAGAGGAAGUCGACUGCUGAUAUUCUGGGCCAGUAGGCUGAAGAGAUGGAUGCUGCAGUGUUGCAGAGGACCCUGGGUGACUUAGCAACCUGUUGUUUCUGUAGUUCUGGAAGCUGCUUGCUCCACCCUUCCUGUUUACUCAGGGCCUCACGCUGUAGGCCUGGCUGGCCUGGAAUUCACAACCCCUCCCAACUCAGCCCCUAAAUGUUGGAGUUGGUCAUAGGUAUGUAUCACCGCACAUGGAUGCCUUCCGGUUAUUAUUUUAUUAUUUUUGUGAUGGGUUUGGGCAUCAGGCGUAUGGAGCAAGUGCUCCUACCUACUGAGUGACGGGCCCAGCCUAGGUUCACUGUGUUUGUGUGCACACGGAAGGACCCCUUUGCCCCAAAGCAGAAGAGAAACCUUCAACCCCAACCCCCAAUCUGUCUGCGUUUCAGGGAGGUAUUUGGGUCCCUUUCUCCUUUCCCCCCCUACAGAAGCUCUCUUGUCCUUCUCUGUGUUCAGCAGCAUUCUCCCAUCUUCCCAUGAGCUGGAAGUCCCUGCAUGUCUUUGCAUGCCUCAUGUCCCCCACAGCAGACCCGAGGAGGGCCACUCUGCUCCCUCCUCCCGCUGCCACUCUUGUAUGUGGUUACCCCGCCUCCACUCACCUCUGGGAUGAUACCGGAUGACAGACAGGGGACUCUAUGGGUGACUCUAACAUGAAUCACAACAGCGGAUGGCCUGACUGAUACGUGGCGUCUCCCCAGGGCAGGAGCCUCUGCUGGCCCAGUCCUCUCCCCUCUGCCGUGGGUGGAGGUGCUUUAUCAGGCAGUUCCAAAGCCUGAUUUGAGGCUGGAGAGAAACGAAGCAUCAAGUCACAUGUCUCACUUACUGGUUCUGGCUCCGGCCCAGCUUCUGUACAGCGUCCUUCUCCCCCCCGCUGACCCAGGCCUCAAAUGCUGCCCCGUUCCUUCCACCUUUCACUCAGCCUCCAGGAUGGCCCUUCAGGACGUGUGCAAAUGGCAGGCCCCCGACACCCAGGGACCGUCCGUUCAUUUGCCUCAAGCUGGUGGUUGGGCUGUGCCCCGGGGCUGUGACCCUCAAACCUUCCUGGAGACCUAUGGCCCCAGGCUGGCUCAUGGCACCACCACCCUGGCCUUUCGCUUCCGUCAUGGCGUCAUCGCCGCAGCUGACACUCGUUCCUCCUGUGGCAGCUAUGUGGCAUGUCCAGCCUCACGAAAGGUCAUCCCCGUGCACCGGCACCUCCUGGGUACCACCUCUGGAACCUCUGCCGACUGUGUCACGUGGUAUCGGGUGCUACGGCGGGAGCUGCGGCUUCGGGAGCUGAGGGAAGGUAAGCUCCCCAGUGUGGCUGGCGCCGCCAAACUCUUGUCAUCCAUGAUGUCCCGUUACCGGGGCCUGGAUCUGUGUGUGGCCACUGCCCUGUGUGGCUGGGACCACUCCGGCCCUGCUCUCUUCUAUGUCUACAGUGAUGGCACUUGUCUGCAGGGGGACAUCUUCUCUGUGGGCUCAGGAUCUCCGUAUGCCUAUGGGGUACUUGACAGUAGCUACCACUAUGACAUGACCGUCCAGGAAGCCUACACCCUGGCCCGCUGUGCUGUGACCCAUGCCACCCACCGGGAUGCUUAUUCAGGGGGCUCCGUGGACCUUUUCCACGUUAGGGAGAGCGGAUGGGAGUACGUGUCCCGUGGUGAUGCCUACGCGCUGUAUAUGGAGCUGCAGACGGCCCGGGGCUUGGAGCAAGAGCUGGAGGCCAAAGCUAGUGAGGUCCUUCCCGAGCCCGCCACUCCACAAGAUGCGCAGGGAGGCGGAGAACUCCUCGUGGAGCCAGAGGAGGUGACACCGGAAGACGGCAGGGUGAUGGCAAAGACUGAAGCAAUGUGAGAAAGGACAGAACUUGGGGGACCUGGACAAGGGGGGAAGGUCAGGGAACGAGGCCACCCUGGCAGGGCGAGCGCUGGGAACAGCCUCAUGGCAUCUGGCUCCGGCCCUUCUGGGUUGCCUGCUUUAUUUGUGGAAGUUGCGUCCUUUCUGCCUCCCAGAACCGUGGAUGUCUCUGUCAACGAUGCGCAAUAGAUGGUGUAGCCUCCUGUCUCCAGACUGAGGCGGCCAACACUCA